Molecule: messenger RNA, 1118 nt
Organism: Perca flavescens (yellow perch)
Lineage: Eukaryota; Metazoa; Chordata; Actinopteri; Perciformes; Percidae
Gene: mmp23bb
Product: matrix metallopeptidase 23bb
Exons: 8
Coding region: 2-1042 (346 amino acids)
Biological process (GO): collagen catabolic process; extracellular matrix organization; proteolysis
Cellular component (GO): extracellular matrix
Molecular function (GO): zinc ion binding; metalloendopeptidase activity
Source: RefSeq, a predicted model, not a curated record
GAUGAUGAUGAUGAUGAUGAUGAUGAAGGAGAGCGGAGCUGCGGUCACACCGCAGACGGAGACGUUCAGAGGAACCAGAAUCAGACGUUACGCCAUCAACCCCGUGGGACACAAGUGGACUCACCACAACAUCACAUACAGGAUCAUACAGUUCCCUAACACUCUGAAUGUGGAGGAUACCAGGAAAGCCAUCAGCAUCGCCUUCACCAAGUGGAGCGACGUGUCUCCGCUCAGCUUCACCGAGGUUACCAACCACAACGCUACCACUGACAUCACCAUCGGUUUCUACACCUUCAACCACACUGACUGCUGGGCGUCUCCCCUCCACCCGUGUUUCGACGGUCUGAACGGCGAGCUGGCUCACGCCUUCCUGCCGCCGCGAGGAGAAAUACACUUCGACAACCACGAGUUCUGGAUCCUCGGCAAGUCCCGCUUCAGCUGGAAACAAGGUGUGUGGCUCAACGACCUGGUUCAGGUAGCGGCCCAUGAGAUCGGUCACGCUCUGGGCCUGUGGCACUCCAGAGACCCCGAGGCCCUGAUGCACCCGAACGCCACGUACACGGGCCAGAGGAACAUCGCCCAGGACGACGUGUGGGGCAUCCAGAGGCUCUACGGCUGUCUGGAUAAGAAGAGAGUGUGUGAUGCGUGGGCUCGUCUCGGUCUCUGUGAGCGCAGGAAGAUCUUCAUGAAGAAGAACUGUCCUCGCCGCUGUGACCUCUGCUACGAGCCUCUGGAGGCGGUUGCCACGCCAACCCCUCCUCCGGCGAAUGUGAAGAUGAAGAUGGUUCCUCGGGGGAAGGUGAUCGGUUUCCGCUGCGGAACCAAAACCUCCCGCUCAGCUAAAGUCAGCUGGUAUAAGGACGGGGAGCGUAUCGUGUCCUCUGUCCCCGGCUACAUCGUGCUGAAGGACAGAGACCUCCGCAUCGUGGCCAACGAGUUCAACGAGGGCGUCUACACCUGCCGCGUCCAUCGCCGUGGAGACACCACGUCCACCAACUCCUGGGUCAUCCGCCUGAAACCGGAGACACCGUCCAACAGCUGAGGAUGCUGGGACACAGGACACAGAGACACAGAGACAUAGAGACACAGAGACACAGGACACAGAGACACAGAGACAC